UGCAGGUUUGCAGAAGCAGCAGAGCGGAUCACAUACCAGCAAAGGGCGUAUUGAUGGUCCCUCGGCUCGUCGUUAACUGUGCGCCUAGCGUAAUGGCCUUCGACAAUCACAUGAGUGGAAAGUUUGGCUGCCAUCUACGUGGUUAGUGAGUCGCGCAUAGCGAGCGCGUACCUGAACAGGUAAAGCUCGGGCGUUUGUUCGCAUGCGCCGCCAUAUCAAGUGUAGUUGAAAGCAAACGACCAUUAUUCUCUAACACAGCUAGGUGUACUGGAGCUUAACCGCGUGCAAAACCUGCAUCAUCCAGGAUGGAGGCUUCCAGUGUUUUCUAUCAGCUCGUUAUCUUUGUAAUACUGUUCACACUGACAAAUCAGCAGACUGGCCGACGAAGGAGUGAAGAGUCAUACAGAUGCUAUUCCUGCGGAUCCAGUGACCUGACCAGUGCUAAGUGUGGAGAGCGAGAAACACCGACGACUGUCGGCUGCUGCCAGGAUCCAUUUGACCACCAACUCAUAUUGAAUGCGAUGACUGACCGCACACCUGUUGGUAACGAAGGCAUAGUGGAAGACUGCGAACUCUGCUUAAAGAUCAAAUACAGUUGGAAAUGGAGAAGGCCUGACGUGUAUUACAAGAGGAUUUGUGUAGUAAAUGGCCGUGACAAAGCUUAUGAUGAACUCAUGUCAAUUCUGGACAUAAGAUACAACGCAGACAAGUGGUGGCCGGACACACCACGAGAGGACAGGUGGAGAAGCAACCAGCAGGUGAAGGAUUUGAAGGCGCUACAAAACGGUGCGUGUCUACGUCGAACGGAGGAAACAGCCGUUCACGAUCUUUUCUUGGACAUUUGUUCUUGCAAGGGUGACUUGUGCAAUGGCGCAAUCAGUGUGAGGAUGUCAGCAGCUAUGCUGUUUGUGACAUUUGCCUUCAUCAUGAUGUUAUAGACCAUGCAGCACACGUGCCAGCAAGAGCUAAUUCUAUAUAACUAUGAGGAUCAAUGAUUAGCUCUUAAAGACAGGUUAUAUGAAUCUCAUUUUGAGAGGGUGAGUUGGAAAGAGGCAGAAAUGCACACAUGGGGGAGAGAAGUGGUUAUUCGGUCCACGAUAGCAUUCAGUAUCUAAUUUGCGUGGUGCAACCGAUGUGCAUAUUAAACUCGCAUGCAUGUGCCACACAUCAAUGCUGUUAUGUUGUUCACCAUGUGUACAUAGUACAUUUCAAGUAAAUCUCUCUACACCUCUGUAUCGGUGGUGUGAAUGCACGAGGAAAGACUGCACAUGUCAAUUCACAUAAUACACCAAAGUGCCUAGGUAACAAUUUUAAGGUCAGUUUAGAUGCAUUUAUUUUGUAUUGUAACUUUGGUUGCUUCCUGUGUAGUUUUUCAAAGGCCAUUUGUGAGGAAUUUAUGAAAAUACUCAGCCUAUUUGACAAAAGCAUAAAUUCAUUUGGGUAUGGAGAGACACUCUUGGGAAAACCCAUUAAAUCUUCUGUGAGAAUACUCAACCUAUUAUUUGAUAUAAGGAAAAAUUCGUUUGUGUAUAGAAACUCUGUUAGGAAAACCUUCAUUACUUUUAAAAGGUGUAUAUAGGUAGAUAUAGUGUGUGGCUGGGUUGUGUCUUAAACAAAUUGUUCUUAUUUUAAUUGCACUUGUGUACAUAUUUAAGUUGCAAUUCAAUACGUGAGGUUUUAACCAAGCAUGACAUGCACAGUGUGUUAGUAUGUCAUCUAUUUGAUCCGUUCUCAGUGGAACAAGCUAUUUAGUGUGUCUGUCAUCAAAUCAUCAUUAUCCAGCUUCAUAUUCAAGUAUCACGUUUUUUGUAAAAAAAAAUGUUGCAAUUGGUACUUCACUGGAGUAAUUAUUUUUGGUAGUACAUUUUUAAGAGGAGCGUGGUGAACCAUUGCCUGAGAUAAUCGAGGAUCUCAUGAAUCUCAUGAGCAUAGAGCAUCAUAGUAUUAUUUCACAAAUGGAUUCUCCUAACAAAUUUGUUGCAUAUCUAUACCAUGAUGGGUGCUUUGUCCUAUCUCUGUUUGUAUCAUAUAUUCUGACUAAUAUUCUGCAACUGCUAUUCCUACUUCUUCAGUCUUAAGAAGGUGAACACUUAAUUGCUUUUAAUUAUUGUACUCUUAUAGAAUGUUUAGCAUUGCACGAAUCUCUUAAGUAUCGACUUCUGACCAGUCAGAUGUUAAAACAUCACAGUAGCAAUGCUAUUCAAAAUAAGCAAAUACUUGGAAUAUUCACCUGCACGUUAAAAUAUACAUCCUGGUUUGCAAUACAUCCAACAUCACUGCUUAUUCCCAGAAUAGCAUUACAACUGGCAAAUCACCAGCGCGAGAUAUCCAGAAGAAGUUUAAUAAACAAUAAUUGUUUUACAAAUAA
Priapulus caudatus is the source of this 2368-nucleotide messenger RNA. RefSeq lists its product as uncharacterized. The transcript has 4 exons. The record is from RefSeq and is a predicted model, not a curated record. NCBI's taxonomy places the organism in Eukaryota, Metazoa, Priapulida, Priapulimorpha, Priapulimorphida, Priapulidae. Bases 306 to 938 code for a protein of 210 amino acids.